CAGUUUUGUAAGACACAAUGGCCACAAAUUAGCAAAUAAUCGGCGGACAAGAGGCGACUUUCACUAGCAUUCCACUGGACUGUACAACCAUGGAAAGAGCACUAGCGAGCAGCGAUGGAAGCAAGAAACCGAUUUUGCUAAAACUUGUUCUUGUAGGGAAACUCGGUGUUGGAAAAUCAGCAAUGAUUGUGCGAUUUCUGACCAAAAGAUUUAUAGGAGAGUACGACCCUAACAUUGGUUCAAUAUACCAUUAUCAUACAAGGUUGGAAAAUCAAGAGGUAAGAGUGGAAAUUCUGGAGUCAGGAGGAAAGGACUUCAUUCAGAACAAUGACGUCCACACCUUAUGGGGAGACAUGUUUGUGCUGGUAUAUGCUGUUAACGACCGUUCGAGUUUUGAUGAACUCACCCCGCUGUGGAAGCAUCUUGAGAAAGCGCGAGCUCCCGAUCAUUCACUGCUAGUGCUCGUUGGAAACAAGAAAGACUCCGGGAACGACAGAGAAGUCUCGCAGCAAGAAGGAAUCGGGCUAUCGGGUGACAUGAAUUGUUCUUUUCAUGAGAUCUCCGCGAAAGUGAGCUAUCAGGAUGUUGAAGAUAUGUUUACGGAAGCAAUCCGAGAGACCAUGAGGCAUAAAAUGGCCAAGCAGGCUUUGAAUGACGCGAAACGAUCGUCUCACAGCAAGAUUAUGGAGAUGGUAGAGAAAAACGUGCGCAGAAAUAGGGCAAUGUCCAGUCUGAAGGAAACGAUUGACGAGUACUGCGCCACACGGACUGAGGAACUGACACGCGAUUUGUCGCGUGAUCGAAGCAUCACUUUUACAUGAAGACAACAACGUAAAAAGCGUUAUAACUACACAGCGUUUAAUUUGGCCAGGGUUGGGGCCUCAUUGGACAUUCUUCAUUCUUGUCUAGAUAUAUUGUUGUCAGCGUUGAGUAAUUACCUUUAGUUUUAGCGCCAAACUGUGUUUCAUAGUAGCCAUCACUGGCUCGAUCGGUGAGGCAUCUCAAACCCAAACUAUUUUUCAAACAAGACUCGGAGCGCUCUCUAUUUCGUUUUGAAAAAUUCUGGAAAUUAAGGUUCGAAGGAAAUACGGCACGUCCGUUUUUGAUUUGCCCCGCACGCAGAAACCUUCCUACAAAAAUAGAACUUCUAACUUCUAUUCCCUUAGAAGUUCCGUUUUCUCCCGGAAGUUUUUAUUGGAGCACCCCGGGAAGGGUUUACAACUUCCUGGUGACCGACAUUUCCGGAAUGUUUGACCAAAGGGAAUGCACCGCAGUUUUUCGCCGUGUGUCUGCAGUUGUUCCUUAUGCGAGUAAUGUUAUUACAGUAUCAGGGGUUCACAGCAGGCCUUCUAUUUUUGUAGCCACCUGCCGGAAUGAGGAAAAGGAAGCAAGCAAAGGGAAGUAGUCUAAAAACUCUUGGCAUAGGGUACUUUUUCUUAAGUUCACGAGGGAAAAUCCGUCACAUUGAGAACCUAAACUACCUUUUAAUGAGAGGAGAGGGGUUGAUUUGUACAUGAAUUCUGAUCCUAGUACACUUGUGUAUCAUUGAGCUGGUUUCACAGAUGACUGUGUUUCAGUAACACACUUAAAAGUUCGUGAUCCUAGUACUCUUGAGAAUCAUUGAGCUGGUUUCACAAAUGAACUGUGUUUUCUAACUCUAAAGUUCAUAGUCUUACAAAUACAGGCACGCACAUUGCAUAAUUAUUUGGAGGCUAUGAUGAGCCGUAUUUUUAUAUUUUACAGCCAUUUUUUAACCAUGACUGCCGCGUUCGUGCACGCGAACUGACGCAAGACUUAAUCGAGGCAGCGAAUCAAAACAACAACAAGUUUGUCCUCUUCUCAUGAUCAGAUGAUGAAAAACGAUCGAAGGCGCCACGGGAAUCUCUAAUGGCGUACAACCCAAAACAAAAUAGUUUAAGUCGAAGUCGUUGCAAAUCAGCACAGACAGCAACAUGACUCUUUCGAAGUCAUUUCCAA
Molecule: messenger RNA, 1977 nt
Organism: Orbicella faveolata
Lineage: Eukaryota; Metazoa; Cnidaria; Anthozoa; Scleractinia; Merulinidae
Product: ras-related and estrogen-regulated growth inhibitor-like
Molecular function (GO): GTP binding; GTPase activity
Source: RefSeq, a predicted model, not a curated record